This is a messenger RNA of Gekko japonicus, 2866 nucleotides long. RefSeq names its product sushi domain containing 1 (gene SUSD1). The record is from RefSeq and is a predicted model, not a curated record. NCBI's taxonomy places the organism in Eukaryota, Metazoa, Chordata, Lepidosauria, Squamata, Gekkonidae. The transcript has 17 exons. Gene Ontology annotation, cellular component: membrane. Bases 1 to 2277 code for a protein of 758 amino acids. Gene Ontology annotation, molecular function: calcium ion binding; protein binding.
AUGAGCCUGCCGCCGUCCCGACGGCGCUCUCCUUUUCUGUUUCCAACUUUUCUGCUGCUCUUGCUGGCGCCCCCUUUACCCUCCCGCGCUCCAGAGGAAAAGAAGACGCGGGGUGCCACCAGUGAUUUCUUUCCCAGUGUAUGUGAGUCUUGCCAUGCCGAUGCAACGUGUCAGCAACAAGAUGGCAAACCUGCCUGCAUCUGCAAUUAUGGAUUUGUGGGUAAUGGAAGGACCCAUUGUCAAGACAAAGAUGAAUGCCAGAUUGGGAGCAGUGAGAUUUGUGGAGAGCACGCGUCAUGCCAUAAUACACAUGGAAGUUUUUAUUGCAUUUGCCUUGAAGGCUUCAAAGCUUCCAAUAACAACAGCAUGUUUAUCCCUAAUGAUGGCACACAUUGUAUAGACAGUGACGAAUGUGAAGCCUCGGACAUCUGUGGCCUUGGAGGACUGUGUGUGAACUCUGAGGGAAGCUAUAAGUGCAAGUGUGCUGAAGGAUAUAGGACAAAAAAUGGAGCCGAAACAUUCCAUCCGCCUACAGAUAGAAUCUCAUGUGAAGUUGUGGACUGUGGGAUUCCACCUUCUUUUCCAAAUGCAUAUAUGACCCUUGUCGAUGAGUCAACAACCUAUGGAAGCAAAGUCGAAUAUACUUGUCUAUCAGGUUAUGGCAUUGAAAGGGGAAACUGGACUUCAGUUUGUGAUUCCAGAGGUUUCUGGGAAGGAGCCAAUCUGAUGUGCAAAGAAAUAGAUUGUGGAAAACCAUUGCAGCUUCCGAAUACAGACAUUGUUUGGGAUAACACCACAGCUUUGGGCAGCACAGUAUACUAUAAAUGCAAGAAAGGAUUUCAGCCUAUUGGAGAACGUGAUUUUUCACAAUGUAUAAUAACUAAAAAGUGGGAAAACAUUACUUUUGAAUGCAAAGAGAUAGAUUGUGGACACCCUCCUUUAAUACCCGACUCUGAAAUGAAGUGGGAUAAGACCUCUCGGCUGGGAAGUGUUGUGGAAUACAAAUGCAACAAAGGUUUCUACGCCACAAGCCCGAAAACCCUUUCUUACUGUAGCCAUAGUGGAUCAUGGGAAAUCCUGGAUCUAAGAUGCAAAAAAAUACAGCCAUUUAUUGAUUUUGCAGUGAACAAUUCUUGUUUGACAUGGAGGAGGCAAUAUGAAAGUGAUGGUGUAAAUGAAACUUACAGAGUUACUAUGAGGGUGCUAGGGAAUGAAUUUAAGAAAACUGCCAAUGAAUUGAAGAUUAACCUAACCACAGCUGAGGAGGCUGUAAAGAUAUGCUUGCCAUUUCAUCCAAACACAAACUACAGUAUAAAAAUCGAAGCAGAAUCCAGCAAUUUGGUUUCACGGUUCUCAUUAAUAAAUCCAGUACCUGAAAAAGAAGUUGUAUUUGGCAACAUCUCCAUAUUUAAUGUUAACUGUAUUAAAUGGCAGAGGAAAUCAAGAACACCAUAUGAGCAAAUCUAUGUGCUUCACAUACAGGGUCUACGCUGGUAUCAGAAGGAAUUCCUUCAUUCUGUGACUCUUGAUUUUGUCGAGAGUUCACAGAGUCCAGCACUGUGCCUUAAUUUACGCCCAGGCAGCAAUUAUACUGUUAACAUUUCCACAGCAAAUUUGGAACAUAGUGUCACAGUCUACACAACGACCCCAAUCACAGCUCCGCGGUGCCCAGAAGUGGAAUUUAUAUCAGCAGAAGGUUCUUCUCCAUUAUUCAACCUGACGAAGGCAGAAGAAAGUAAUGGACCUAUAAGUUCUUACCAAGUGAUCGUCAUUCCGUGGAGCCCAGAAUGCAACUUUAAUUGUUAUUCCUUGACUGCCCAAACUUACUUCAGCAGUGGCACUGACUCUGAUGGAUACGUGGCAGCUGAAUUCCCAGCCAAGGCCCUUACUGACAACGGAUCAGUCUUUGCUCUUGGAGACAGACUUUACUAUGGGAAAUUUUACAAUGCUCCCUUGAAACAAGAAAAAGACUAUUGCAUUAUACUAAGGAUCAUCAGUGAAUGGGAUGAGGUGAGAACACAAUCCUGCAUCGCCUGGGCCCAAAUUAGAGAUGUAUCAUCCAAGCCACAGCAUGUGACUGCUGUUACAUUAGGGUCAGUUGCUGUUCUUUGCUCCGUCCUGUUAUUGUCAUUCUUCGCAGCACGCGCAGCGAUACAUACAUCACAACAAGCUGCCCUAGCUAAAAGGACGCUGGCCGAUGGGGUUCGACUUUUAUCUACCACCAAGCAGACUAUUACGUUACCUUCUCCAGUGACUCAGACUUUCUCCCGUGUCUGAUGCGUACAUCUACCAAUCACUUGGACAACAAUGAAAGAAAACACGGGAGGGUCUGGAACUGUCCAACUGUCUCAGUUCACCCGGGAAUACAGAGCGAGCGGAUGCAUCCACAGAAUGUCAGCCACUGCCUGCGUAGCUGGGAGCAAAAUGAUAUGUUUUUAUUUCCUCCUUUUUGUUCCAGAACUGUCCUCGGUGAAACAUGUGGACACCUAGUGUUAACAUCUCAAGAGACUGCUACAGCUAUUACAGUGUUCAUUUGAGUGGCCUCUUCCCGUCACUCCUUCCCCCUGGUCCUUGAUUGUAGGAGGCUGUAUCAGAUAGCAGGUUUAUGUGCUGCAGAAGCUUGGAUGAGCAUCCUGUUCGAGACAAGUGGGCAGUCACCAAGCUCUGUUCCACUUUUCAUCGGCUCCAAACCUCCACCGUCUUUCUAGUCUCCCUAUGUUCUCCAUCACCAUCUCAUCACUGUGCCUGUGUUGCAAUCAUAGGGGUGCUCAAGCAGUCCCUCCGCUGCCUUUUAAAGGCAUUGAUGCCCUUCUUGCACUGAUUAGCCCUCUUAUUUAAAUGCUCAGAAGGAAUGUUGGCUCAAGAG